This is a messenger RNA of Hyla sarda, 1154 nucleotides long. RefSeq names its product ETHE1 persulfide dioxygenase (gene ETHE1). The transcript is spliced from 7 exons. Gene Ontology annotation, molecular function: sulfur dioxygenase activity. Gene Ontology annotation, biological process: glutathione metabolic process; hydrogen sulfide metabolic process. The record is from RefSeq and is a predicted model, not a curated record. NCBI's taxonomy places the organism in Eukaryota, Metazoa, Chordata, Amphibia, Anura, Hylidae. Bases 81 to 845 code for a protein of 254 amino acids.
GUGCGGUUUUUCCGGAGGCAAAACAGAAUGACACAAUGACACAGUGACACAGAGUGGUAACCAUCCGGGUGACGCAGGAAAUGUUGACAUCUUUUGGCAAGGUGCUGAUCGGAGGGGUGCGGAGGUACAGUGCCAUGGCGGCGGACAGGAGACUAAUCUUCAGACAGUUGUUUGAGCCUGUCAGCUGUACGUACACCUACCUGCUCGCUGAUGCAGAAACCAAAGAAGCCGUCCUGAUCGACCCCGUGCUGGAGACUGCGAACCGGGAUGCGAAGCUGGUCAAAGAUCUUGGCCUGAAAAUGGUCUAUGCAGCUAACACUCACUGCCACGCGGAUCAUAUUACUGGGACGGGGGUUUUGAAGAAGCUUCUUCCGGGGUGUAAGAGCGUCAUCUCUAAGGACAGUGGAGCGGUGGCGGACAUUCACAUACAGGAGGGAGAUCUCAUCAAAUUUGGCAAAUAUUCUCUGGAGGCGCGGGCCACUCCGGGGCACACAGAUGGCUGCCUCACCUAUGUUCUCAAUGAUAAAAGCUUGGCCUUCACCGGUGACGCCCUACUCAUCAGGGGCUGCGGGCGCACAGACUUCCAGCAAGGCUGCCCGAAUACCCUGUACCAUUCUGUCCACAGCAAGAUCUUCUCCCUGCCUGACAGCUGCCACCUCUACCCGGCUCAUGACUACACUGGUCAGACGGUGACAACCGUUGAGGAGGAGAAACGUCUUAACCCUCGACUGACCAAGAGUGAAGCGGAAUUUGUGAAGAUCAUGAAUAACUUGAACCUGCCAAGGCCUAAACAAAUAGACGUCGCAGUGCCAGCAAACCUGAAGUGCGGCAUUCAAGAUGACUGAUGACAUCAUCACCCCAUUGCCUGUCUAAUGGAUUUCUACAUUUUCCUGACUUGUCUUGAAGAAUCUGAAGAUUUUGGUUGCGGAUUAUAUAUAUAUAUUUUUUUAUUGUACAAUGUUGGGCUCUGGUCACAUGAUUGUUUUAAAGCGGCUGUCCCGAAGCGCUGGGAAAUAUCGGAGGGAGGGCAGAAAAUGGGAUUUUUUUCUAACUUGUCCUUAUACUGAAUGUUCUAUGGAUCCGAUGAGUCUUUGUAUAUAUGUGAAUGAUUAUUAUUUUCCAAUAAAAUAUUGAUUAUAUUGAUUAGACAUUGA